AUGGCACCGCCCUUCUUGGAGCUUCCUCUGGAGAUACGCCUUGCUGUGUACGAGACCUAUCUUGCUGACCAUAGGGUUGUCGCUCGGGCCCAGCAGCCUGACAAUACGCACUUGCGCCUACUGCGAGUUUGUAAGCAGAUGGCGGCAGAAUGCGAGGUGGUAGGAUUCAAGCAGUAUGCGUCCCUAUCGCACGAGGAUCAGAUCCUGAGCUUCCUCAAAUGCUCGGAUUCCCGUCUGCACUCGAGAAUCACCUGGCUUGAUGCUGCAAACGAUGCCCGUGUAGUUGGCUCAUCUUCAGCUCAGUAUCAUGUCUCGUGGCUGCACAGAUGCAUCACCGAACUCGCCAAUCUACAAACUCUGCGUGUCUUCGACUGUCAUCGCGCGGUUGCGCUUCAUCGUCGCAGCGGCUUAGCGCACAUUCUGGGAUCUCGCGUGCAAUGGGCCUUCGAGCGUGCACUGUUUGAACCAGGUCCACCACCUCCUCAGCUUUCUGCCUACCAGCUCUUUAUCACAUCCCUCCAGCCUGCCAGUAUCUUCCAACUCGCUGAGACUGAGGCCGUACAAUUCCUGCGUCUCUCGGGAAAUGUUUCCCUGUGUACGACUGAUCUCCCGACACUUCGACACCUAUCACUCGUGGAGGUCACUAGUACAUUCUUCGAGCGCAAGGUGGAGGGAGUCUUUCGCAGGAGCCCGCUUGAGUCGUUCGUGUACGACUAUGGCCAGUCGCGCGCGCCUGCAUUCGAGAUGCAUGACGACUUCCUCAAGGAAGUGAUCCAGCCUCACGGCGUCACACUCAGACAGAUCGUCCUUCUAAACUGCAACAAAGUCACCACUGCUGCUCUACGCGACUGCCUUGCCGAUUUGCCACGCCUCAAGUACUUCGCCCUAUCCUUCGUCACGACAAGGGAACUCGAUAGUGCAUUCAUUCGCGUACUUCCGCCAUCCCUGGAGGUCUUCAAGAUAGCUAUCAGGACAGGCAAAUUCCAGAUCCCAUUGGAGGCGGAGGAGAGCUCAUUAUGCGACGCCGUCAAAGUCAACCUGCUCGUGCGCGUACCACCACCGCGUAGCAUCUCUAUUGAUCUGCGAGACGCGGUGGUGGGAGAGCGCAUUUCGAGUUGGUUUGCCACGGCUCGCCAGCGACGUGUCCACUUGCACUUCGGACCAUGGAAAGUGAUAUCGGACGAACUGGGAAGACCAUGCGAUUGA
Molecule: messenger RNA, 1206 nt
Organism: Schizophyllum commune H4-8
Lineage: Eukaryota; Fungi; Basidiomycota; Agaricomycetes; Agaricales; Schizophyllaceae
Exons: 2
Coding region: 1-1206 (401 amino acids)
Source: RefSeq, a predicted model, not a curated record